This is a messenger RNA of Haliotis rufescens (red abalone), 3493 nucleotides long. RefSeq lists its product as uncharacterized. Gene Ontology annotation, cellular component: chromatin; nucleoplasm. Gene Ontology annotation, biological process: positive regulation of DNA-templated transcription. Bases 379 to 3399 code for a protein of 1006 amino acids. The transcript is spliced from 5 exons. The record is from RefSeq and is a predicted model, not a curated record. NCBI's taxonomy places the organism in Eukaryota, Metazoa, Mollusca, Gastropoda, Lepetellida, Haliotidae. Gene Ontology annotation, molecular function: zinc ion binding; ubiquitin-protein transferase activity.
AUAUGAGGUGUUACAUGAAAAUGCCAUGUAAAAACUCGAGUUUCCACUGACACUGGUAAUAUGAAUUCAUUUAUCAAUUUGCUGCAGCUGCGCGCAUAUUCGUCUACAAGAGUUUUUUGUUUUGUCUGUGCAAAAACGUGCCUGGUUGUACCCCCGACACACCACAAGGUGUGAUCGAAGUACACUGUUUACAACUGACCUAUUUACCAUUGUAUGAGACUGCACACGCCAUACGAGGUAGUCAAGUAUUUCAAGUUGUUAUAAUAACGAAAGUAGCAACUGCGCGUGUGCAGAAAGGCUUAGGUGGAGUGGUGUCUGUGUACGUGUAUGUAGACGCCCCCUAUAGAUAUCUCUCUCUGUCAUUUCUCUUAAGACAUCAUGUCGGAUCUUGUCUCAGUGGCUGCGAUCAAGGAUCUUCUGACAGAGUGCCCAAUAUGUACAGAACACUUUGAUGACGCUAAACGAAUUCCCCGUCGUAUGCCAUGUUGUGUACAGUCCAUAUGUCAGCCCUGUCUGGAAACCUACAGUGGAGGUGCUGCAACCCUAUCCUGCCCCAUGUGUCGACAACGACAUUACCUGAAAGGAGGUGUUAAAUCUCUGCCCAAAGAGACUGUCAUCCUGAAGACUCUGGACUACCUCAAGAUCCAGAAAGGUCUCCAUCUUCCAUGUACAGAUUGCCCUGACAAGGAAACAGCCGUAGCCCAGUGUGACAACUGUGGAACAUUUUUAUGUUCCCUUUGCUUAAGUGCUCAUAAACGGAAUACGGUAUCAAAGACCCACACUAUAAAUACCUUUGAUGAAAUGAAGGGGCGACCUGUGCAGAGCUUCCGUCGUCUACAUCAGUGUAGUCAGCACCAACAACCUCUACAGUUCUACUGCUACACUUGUGACAAGGUUGUCUGUGUGUCCUGCACUGUAGUGGAUCACAAAGAAGGGAAGGGACACAACGUCGUGUCCGUGAAUGAAGCACACCAAGGAAAGGCGAAGUCCACAAAUGAUGUUUUAGGAAAGAUUAAGGAGAAGACAAAGAGACUUAGCAAAACGGAGUCAGCCCUUCAAAAGAAGAUAGAGAACAUCAAAUUGUCAAUGAGGGUAGCAAGCGAUGAUAUCAAUAAAAUCUUUGACAACCUGACCGAUAGGCUGAAUCAAAGAAGAACAAUCCUUCUAUCAGAUGUUGAGGGGAAAUCUGCCGAGAAUCUGAAGCUAACAGAGGAAGCCUUGGAUUCGACAAGACUACUGCUGACUAAAGUGAAAUCUUCAUCCGAAUACAUGCGACAGAUGCGCAGCAAAGCUGACAAGGUGGAAGAUCUACUGGUAAUGGGAUCAUCUGAGGCCUCUUUGAACUCCAUGUUGAAGGAGUCACCACAGGAAAUACCCUUUGACAGGACUGGAGUCAGCUUUGUUCAAGCAAACGUAAAACAUCUUCAGGAUACUAUCAAGGUGGCAGGAAUGGUCAGAUCAGUCACGUUCUCCCCAACAAAGAGGCCGAAUGGUAUGCCAGAUACUGCAGCAUUCAACGCCAUCACACUGGAACCUGCAGAGUUCCCUACAGACAUCAUGUCGGAUCUUGUCUCAGUUGCUGAGAUCAAGGAUCAUCUGACCGAGUGUCCAAUAUGUACAGAACACUUUGAUGAGUCGACACGAAUUCCCCGUCGUAUGCCGUGCUGUGUACAGUCCUUAUGCCAACCAUGUCUAGAAACCUGCAGUAGAGGCACAACAGUCUUAGACUGCCCCAUGUGUCGACAACGACAUUACCUGAAAGGAGGUGUUAAAUCUCUCCCCAAAGAGACUGUCAUCCUGAAGUUUCUGGACUACCUCAAGAUCCAGAAAGGUCUCCAUCUUCCAUGUACAGAUUGUCCUGAUAAAGAAACAGCUGUAGCCCAGUGUGACAACUGUAGAACAUUUUUAUGUUCAAUCUGCCUAAAUGCUCACAAACGAAAUAUGGUUACAAAAAAACACACAAUAAAUACCUUCCAUGAGAUGAAGGGCCGACCUGUACAGAGUUUCCGUCGUGUACAUCAGUGUAGUCACCACCAACAACCUCUACAGUUCUACUGUAACACUUGUGACAAGGUUGUCUGUGUGUCCAGCACUGUAGUAGAUCACGAUAAAGGGAAGGGGCACAACGUCGUGUCCGUGGAUGAAGCACACAAAGAAAAGAUAAAAUCCACCGAUGAAUUUUUGGUUAAGAUGGAGGAAAAGACGAAAAGACUGAGCAAAACAGAGUCAGAUCUUAACAUGAAGAUAGAGGACAUCGAACUGUCAAAGCGCGUGUCAAGAGAUGAUAUCAACAGAGUCUUUGACAACUUGAUCGAUGCUCUGAAGCAAAGACGAAAAAUCCUUCUGUCUGAUGUUGAGGAGAAAUCAGCUAAAAGUCUCAAGCUAACAGAGCAGGCGCUGGAUGCAACAAGACUACUGCUGAGGAAAGCGAGGUCAUCUAUAGAAUACACGAGACAGAUGAGCAGCAAAGCUGACAGGAUAGAAUAUCUGCAAGUAUUGGGAUCAAUACAUAAAUACAUGUUGAAGGAGGAGUCACCAAAGGAAAUACCCUUCGUCAGGACUGGAGUUAAUUUUUUCCAAGCAAAUGUAAAACAUCUUCAGGAUACUAUCAAGGGGGCAGGAAUGGUCAGAUCAGUCACGUUCUCCCCAACAGAGACGUCGCAUGGUGUGGAAGAUUCUGCAGCAUACACCGCUAUCAUUGUGGAACCAGCCGAGUUACCUUCAGUGAUCGAGAUCGACCGGAAGAUGUCUGACCAGGAGAUAACAUGUCCAACUCUGGAAUGGUACACUGACACUGCAAAAUGCAUCAUUGACGUAUCUGAAUGUGUAAUCACAAACACAAGACCGGCUGUUAUUUCUCCGAACACAGGAUGUCGGAUACGAAAUGCCAGAUCAUGUCUAGCGUCCAGACCUUUGGUGGUCCGAAACAGUCCUGGGCAGCGUUGCAUGUAUGGAAUAAAGUUGGGGUUAUCUAUAAAGACAUUGGUAGGAAGUAAUAAACUUAUACAAGAGAUAGCCCUGACAUCCUCUCCUGAAGAUGCUGUCCGGCCGCAACACAUUGGACUGAGUGUGUAUGUUGCAACAUGCUCCACCCACAACCAACAGCUGUGUCUUCGGGUAAACUACAAUAAAAAGCUCUUCACUCACCUUCCACUCACUGAGAACAGAGUUGGACAGUCUUAUGACCUUCAGCUAUACUUUCUACUGGAUGGAGCUAGUGACAAAAUAUUAGUCGUUAAUGCCAUUGACAAUUCAGUGUACACCACUGUUACAGAUGUAGAAUUUGACAGACCACUGUGGGUUAUGAUGUAUGUUUGUGAUCCCACAAAAGCGGUUGUAAGAGGAGAACUGAUAUCUGGCCACAAAAUCCAAGGAACCUUUGCCAACUUUAAUCUGUAGAAUCUGUAGAACAUAUUAACAUUUUAACAAUAGAUUUUUGUAAAUAAAGUGUUUGAAUCUGAAUUUCCCACACACUACUGUCAGUGAUCAUGAG